UACCUCAAUUUCCUUUUCUCAUUUUCACUUCGACAGCCCCUUUCUCUUCUUCUCAGUUCUCGACGUCGACAGCUUCUCCCACUUCCGACGUUUCUCUUGGCGCCGGCUCCUUCCGCCCCGCCGUCCAGCGCUUUCCAGCGACACCCUGCCGGUGGAGCCCCUCCUCUCCGACAGAGAACGACACCUCCGAUUGGACACAAUAUUCAGAGGGAACAGGGUGGGUGGGCCAUGGGAGAACCUGUGAAGGGAACAGUGACAUCCUUAUCUUCAAUAUACUCACCUGAGGAUGCCCAAAAAGCAUCAGUACGUGUCCAAGAACAAAUAUCUGAAUAUCAAAAACAGGUUCAACAGCUCCAAGGCUUCCUCAAUGACAACACAAACCUUGUCAAUCUUGUUAAGAAGCUCCCUGAUCAAUUGCACCAUGAUAUAAUGGUUCCUUUUGGGAAGGCAGCAUUCUUUCCUGGAAAAUUGAUACAUACUAAUGAAUUCCUGGUUCUAUUAGGAGAAGGUUACUAUGCUGAUAGAACAUCAAAACAAACAAUUGAGAUUCUGAAAAGAAGAGGAAAGGAUCUAGAGUCACAAAUUGAAAACCUUAAUGCUGUAAUAAAGGAUCUCAAGUAUGAGGCCUCCUUUUUUGAUGAAACAGCUACUGAGGCUGCAGAGGGUGUUGUAGAAAUAAGAGAAGACUAUGUUGAUGAAGUUUCUGAUGAAGAAGAAAAGGACACACCAACACCAGGUGAAGAUGAUUUUGCGCGUAUCUUAUCCCGGAUUGAUGAACUUGAAAAAGAAGAAAUGGAAUCAGAAAUGGCUGAGGAAGCUGAAGAUGAAGAUAAACCUGAUUUAAGUCACCUUUUAAGUCAUACACAUAUUGAACCUGAGGUUAUACAUUCAGAGCCAAAAGAGUCAUCAGCUCUUCCUGUAUCCAAAAAUUCAGAUUUAGAUUUAUCUUCAAAUAUAAAAGCUCCAACAUCCAGUGCAUCCAACAACACUCUUCCAAGAGCUGUAGAGCAAAAGAAAUUGGAGAGUUUGCCCAAUACACCUGUGUCCAAAAACGAGGUUUUGAGCACUAGAAAUGAUAGUAGCAAGGCAUUUACGGGUUCUAUUGUGGAGCACACUCAUAACACGGAGAAAAGUCAAACCGGUCAACCACCUGCUCCUGCAUCCAAACCAGUAUCCAGAUUCAAGAUGCGAAAAAAGUAGUCACAAAAAGGAUUUUGUUUAUUUUCAUGUGUAAGUUAAACUAAAAGAUUCUAUUUACUGCUAAUUCAUUUAAUGAUGUACAUUUUCUUUGUUAAGCAUUAGAUUAGAUGAAUUGAAUUGAUUAGUGCAAUGGAGUAUGUUUCUUUUUUACAAGUAAAGAUAGAUACAUGAUAAUCCUAAACUGUUUGUUCA
Lactuca sativa (garden lettuce) is the source of this 1392-nucleotide messenger RNA. RefSeq names its product Prefoldin chaperone subunit family protein. Lineage: Eukaryota; Viridiplantae; Streptophyta; Magnoliopsida; Asterales; Asteraceae. Gene Ontology annotation, molecular function: phosphatase inhibitor activity; chromatin binding; transcription corepressor activity. Gene Ontology annotation, biological process: negative regulation of phosphatase activity; negative regulation of transcription by RNA polymerase II. The record is from RefSeq and is a predicted model, not a curated record.